This is a messenger RNA of Menidia menidia (Atlantic silverside), 2091 nucleotides long. The record is from the annotation of a GenBank genome assembly. Lineage: Eukaryota; Metazoa; Chordata; Actinopteri; Atheriniformes; Atherinopsidae.
CUGUACCGCCUGCGAGCCACCGGGAGACGGCAGCUCUCUACCUGCUGGUUAGCGCACACACACCCCACAUCCCAGCAACCCACCUACGGGGGGACAGGGCGGGCCAGUCUUAAAGCGAAGGGAGAGGAGGAGGCAAACUAUGAUCCGAGGAUGAUUUCCGCCAAGAAAACUCCGGAGAAGAGUCGUUAUCCUAUCCACUAUCUUGUGUGGCACAACAAGCACCGUCAGCUGGAGAAGGAGCUGGCAACGAACGAGCAGACGGAUUUAGAGUCUCUGGACCCCCGUGGGCGGACUCCUCUCCACCUGGCUGUCACUUUGGGUCACCUGGAAUGUGCCAGGGUCCUGCUGCAUCACGGGGCAGACGUCAGCAAGGAAAACCGCAACGGAUGGACUGUCCUUCAGGAAGCGGUGAGUACCAGAGACCCCGAGCUGGUGCGUCUCGUGCUCCGUUACCGUGACAACCAGAGGACUGCCAAGAGGCUGGCGGGCAUCCCUGUCCUGCUGGAGCGACUGCGCCAAGCCCAAGACUUUUACGUGGAGAUGAAAUGGGAGUUCACGAGCUGGGUUCCCCUGGUGUCUCGCAUCUGCCCCAGUGACACCUACCGAGUCUGGAAGAGCGGUCAGUGUUUGCGUGUGGACACCACCCUGAUGGGGUUUGAGCAGAUGACCUGGCAGAGAGGCAACAGGAGCUUCAUAUUUAGAGGGCAAGACUCCAGCGCAGAGGUGAUGGAGGUUGACCACGACCGGCAGCUGGUGUUCUGCGAGACCCUGUGCGUCUCGGCGCUCACGGCGCUCUCGCCCGGCAGGGUUAAAGGCGGCGCCUGCAGCAGCUCGGCGGCGGGGCUGGGCCUCCUCGGGGCCAUGCAGCCCAGCGAUGAGCAGGUAGCGGCCAGGCUGUCCGCUCCGGUGGUCACCACUCAGCUGGACACCCGCAACAUCGCCUUCGAGAGGAAUAAGACGGGCAUCCUGGGCUGGAGGAGCGAGAAGACGGAGGCGGUGAACGGAUAUGAGGCCAAGGUGUACGCAGCCUCCAACGUGGAGCUGAUCACCAGAACCAGGACCGACCACCUGACGGACCAGAACAAGAACAAGACAAAAGGUGGGAAAACUCCACUGCAGAACUUCCUUGGAAUUGCUGAGCAACACAUGGGGCCCAACAAUGGAGCUCUGGUGACCCAGAUGUUGUCCCCCCCGGCGACAAACCCCGCGGCGCUGACGGCCGAGGAGUACUUCAACCCAGGCUCGUCGCUGACUGCCAGGGACAUCGGCCACCCGUGCCAGCUCACCACCAAGACCCAGAGGUUCAAAGCCAAGCUGUGGCUGUGUGAGUCCCAUCCCCUGUCCCUGGCCGAGCAGGUGGUGCCCAUCAUCGACCUCAUGGCCAUCUCCAACGCUCUGUUCGCCAAGCUGCGCGACUUCAUCACUCUGCGGCUGCCGCCCGGUUUCCCCAUCAAAAUCGAAAUCCCGCUGUACCACAUCCUCAACGCCAGGAUCACUUUCAGCAACCUGAACGGCUGUGAGGAGGGAGCCGGCCCCCGGCCCGACAACGAGCAGGGGGUGGACGGGGAUGGACAGAGGGACACGCCGGUCGCAGACACCCCGUCUCCGGGCAGUGACUCGUCCAGUGUGUCCAGCUCCAGCUCCACCAUGUCGUGCCGAGCCGGAGAGAUCCCCCCGUGCGUGUUCGAGCCCCCGCCCGGAUACACCAUGCUAGGAGGCAAACAGAGAGACAGCAUGAGGGAGGAGGAGGAAGAUCUGCUGCAGUUCGCUAUACAACAGAGUCUCCUGGAGGCUGGAUCCGAAUACGACCAGGUGACCAUUUGGGAGGCACUGACCAACAGCAAGCCCGGAACGCACCCCCUUUCCUGCGACCCCAGCCGUCUCGACAGGACCCCCCAGCACAAGCCCCGCCCUCCAUCCAGCCUGUCUUCCACCCCGUCCAAGAAGCAGCCGCCGGCCUGCAGCUACGACCAGCAGCUGCGCAUCGCCAUGGAGAUCUCGGCCCGGGAGCAGGAGGAGGCGGAGCGCCGGCGGCGGCGGGAGGAGGAGGAGCUGCAGCACAUCAUCCAGCUGUCGCUCAUGGAGAAAUGA